AUGUCUGCUCCAGAAGUUUCCAAAAUAACUGCUAUCCCUCCAAUUUCGUUAAACGAAGACAGGGAAAAGUCCAGUUUCUGGUCCGCCAACCCGCUAUCUAGUUUUGUCAUUGAUACUUACAGACAACUACAUGCUCAUAGACAAUCUUUAUCCUUGGUCAACCCAGGUACUGUGGAAAACUUGAACAAAGAAGUCUCCAGAGAUGUGUUUUUGUCGCAAUACUUUUUCACUGGUCUAAGAGCUGAUCUAAACAAGGCUUUCACUUUGAACCCAGCUUUCCAAACUUCUCACACUUUCUCUAUUGGCUCUACCUCUCUGCCAAACUAUGCAUUCUCUGCUCUAUUUGCAAAUGAUAACUUGUUCAUGCAAGGUAACAUCGAUAAUGACUUCUCCCUUUCCGGUAGAAUGAACUAUGGUUGGAACAAGAACAACAUAUCUAAGAUCAACUUACAAAUUGCUAACGGCCAACCAACUAUGUGCCAACUGGAGCAAGAUUACCAGGCUUCUGAUUCCUCUUUGAACUUCAAGUCUCUAAAUCCAUCCAUUUCUAGUAACGGGACUUUGACCGGUGUUUAUGUCGGUUCUCUUCUACAAAGUAUCAGCCCACAGUUGGCUGUCGGUCUAGAGGUCUUGUACUCCAGAGCCGAUGCCAAGACUCCAGCAGACAGUGGUGUCUCAUAUUUGACCCGUUACGUUUCUCCAAAGCAAGACUGGAUCUUCUCUGGUCAAUUACAAGCCAACGGUGCUUUGGUCGCCUCUUUCUGGAGAAAGGUUGCCCCAAAUGUUGAAGCCGGUAUCGAAACGACUCUACAAGCCGGUAUGAUUCCAAUCACAGACCCAGUUAUGGGUACUCCAAUUGGUAUUCAACCAACCAUCGAAGGUUCCACUACCAUUGGUGCUAAAUACGAAUAUAGACAAUCCGUUUACCGUGGUUCCGUCGACUCUAACGGUAAGAUUGGCUGUUUCUUGGAGAGAAAGAUCUUACCAACAUUGUCUGUUUUGUUCUGUGGUGAAAUUGAUCAAUUCAAACAGGAAAGUAAGAUUGGCUGUGGUUUACAGUUCGAAACGGCUGGUAACCAAGAACUACUAAUGAUGCAACAAGGUUUGGACGCAGAUGGUAACCCAUUGCAAGCUCUACCAGAAAUGUAA
Messenger RNA from Nakaseomyces glabratus, 1149 nucleotides. It is a transcript of the gene TOM40, whose product is annotated as TOM complex pore protein TOM40. Lineage: Eukaryota; Fungi; Ascomycota; Saccharomycetes; Saccharomycetales; Saccharomycetaceae. Gene Ontology annotation, cellular component: mitochondrial outer membrane; mitochondrial outer membrane translocase complex. Gene Ontology annotation, biological process: protein import into mitochondrial matrix. Gene Ontology annotation, molecular function: transmembrane protein transporter activity. The record is from RefSeq and is a predicted model, not a curated record.